AUGACCCUGGGAUUGGACGUUUAUGACGCCUCUGUUGGAUGGCAGCACUCGCCUCCGACGGUCGCUGCGUUUUCUCCCACCACCAUCUCCGGCUCGUCCUUGACGUCCAAACAACGUUCCAGCAUCAUCGUCCACCGUAAAUCUCCCUUGUUGGUGGCUACUCCCCCGCCCGUCACCCGAGCGUUGGCCUACUCUCAUCCGUUCAUCUUGCCGUUGAAUAAACUGGUGGGCUUGUUGACAUGGACCAGUGGUGAUUCAUGGCAGAGCUUCCUCCUCGUAGCAGGGUUCUGGGCACUCGUCUUGUAUGGUGACGCCAUCGUCCUCUGGGCAGGUCCGCCCCUGGUGGUGACAGCCCUGAUCCUGGGCAUGUACUGGAGACGCUACUCCCCCCUAUCCACCAGAGCCUUCUCGGGGGAGAAACCGGGCCAUCAAAGGGCCACAUCUGAUGGGUCCAUCCACCAUCACGACAGCCUCGACGAAAUUGUCGAAACCAUGCGGACCUUCACCACGCGGUGUAAUAUCCUGUUGGAACCCCUCGUGGAGCUUACUGAUUUCCUGUCCACCCAACGGACGGCGACCUCGGCUACCACAAGACCGGCCCUUACCACUCUCUUCUUUCGCAUCCUCUUUGUGACCCCCAUCUGGGUGGCCUUGACGCUGCCUCCCUUAUGUCUGAUCACUACUCGCCGUGUCAUCUUGAUCCUUGGCACCGUCAUCCUUACUUAUCAUUCCCGCCCAGCCAGGGUGUCGCGCGUCAUUCUCUGGAGGUCAUUGACGAUCCGCCGUAUAUUUUCCAUGAUCACAGGCCUAUCGUUUGCGCUGAAUGUGAGUAAGGCGCCGGCGCCCCGGACGCAAAGUCAUGGUCAUACAGUGAACAUCGCCACCCGGCGGCGAGGAGACGACUCUGGUGUCCGUUUUACCUUCAUCAUAUACGAAAAUCAACGCCGAUGGCUGGGGAUCGGUUGGACCUACUCCCUGUUUCCCUCCGAGCGCACUGCAUGGACGGAUGAACACCUGAACCAGGUUCCCCCAAGAGAUGAGUUUGAGCUGCCGGAAGUACAAAGCGGCAGCGCCAUGUGGCGCUGGGUGGAUGGUAGUGAGUGGCGCAUCGAAGGCGCCGACGAUUCGAGCGGGAAAGCGGAUGCCAAAGCCUCCGAUGGUGGAGGCUGGAUUUACUACGAUAAUAAGUGGAACGAUGGUCGCCGUGGCCAAGAUGGAUGGGACCGAUAUACUCGGCGGAGAAAGUGGUGCCGUGAUGCCGAGCUGGUGGAACUCCCGUUAGCCUCGGCAGAUCGGUCGGCAGGGGCAGCGUCCGGCUUAACACAAGCUUUGGAGCAGCAGAAACAAAAGGAAUCAGGCGCAGUUGACGCUUCAUCAGUCGAUACCGAUUCCCAGAGUCUCGCCCCGUCGAGUUCCUCAAAAGCACGGAGACGACGUUGGUUUGGGGGUCCGAAGAGUGUAAGCGACAAAGCCAGCAGCAUCUCCACUGCACCAGCAGCCUCCAACAAUAACUCCUCCGUAGAUCUUGGAAAAUUAGCGUCGUCCCCGAGUUACAACUCCCCCGGGAGAAGCACCUCCAAACCGAUUAGCAUUCCAUCUUCUCAAAAACCGUCCAGCUACUCCCAGAGCUCUAGCACCAGCUAUGGCCGAGACCGGAGCACGCACGGCAGUGCCGCACCGAGUGACAGUGCGAGCCUCCGAGACAAAGAAAUUGCACAUGCGCAAGAUCACCUGGAUCAUUGGGGUGCUCGAGCCGCAGGAGGCACCGAACGAGCGGAGCGGGAAAUGGGGUUAGGUGACGAGGUCAACAUGGGAUUAAGUUAA
Messenger RNA from Aspergillus tanneri, 1824 nucleotides. It is a transcript of the gene PEX30, whose product is annotated as PEX28-32 family peroxisomal membrane protein. The transcript is spliced from 3 exons. Gene Ontology annotation, cellular component: peroxisomal membrane. NCBI's taxonomy places the organism in Eukaryota, Fungi, Ascomycota, Eurotiomycetes, Eurotiales, Aspergillaceae. Bases 1 to 1824 code for a protein of 607 amino acids. The record is from RefSeq and is a predicted model, not a curated record. Gene Ontology annotation, biological process: peroxisome organization.